Molecule: messenger RNA, 1337 nt
Organism: Mirounga angustirostris (Northern elephant seal)
Lineage: Eukaryota; Metazoa; Chordata; Mammalia; Carnivora; Phocidae
Product: tripartite motif-containing protein 43-like
Exons: 8
Coding region: 1-1329 (442 amino acids)
Biological process (GO): innate immune response; regulation of gene expression; protein ubiquitination
Cellular component (GO): cytoplasm
Molecular function (GO): zinc ion binding; ubiquitin protein ligase activity; protein binding
Source: RefSeq, a predicted model, not a curated record
AUGGUUUUAGGAAUGUUUGAUUUGACUUGGAGUGUAUAUGAUGGUCUACUAAACCUGGACUCGGCCUUACCAGAACCCAUCCAGAAAGAAUUCAUCUGCCCUGUCUGCCUGAAUACCUUUACAGACCCAGUGACUAUAUGCUGUGGGCACAGCUUCUGUAGAUCCUUUCUCUACCUUUUCUGGGAGGCAGCUGAAAUCCCUUACCAAUGUCCUGUAUGCUGUGAACCAUCCCAGCAGAGAGAGUACAAAACCAACAUUGUUCUUAAGAAUCUAGUGUACAUUGCCAGGAAAGCCAAUCUGAGGGAAUUCUUGCUCUCUGAGGAACAGAUGUGUGGGACCCACAAAGAGACAAAGAUGAUCUUCUGUAGAGAGGAAGAGAGCCUGCUCUGUUGGCUCUGUUCUGACUCCGCAGAGCACAAGGCUCACAGACACUAUUCUAUUGAAGAGGCUAUUGAAGAACAGCGGGAAAAGCUCUCUGACGAGAUGAGAUCUGUAUGGGAAAAGAUCCAAGGAAUCCAGGAGAGUCUCAAUAAAUAUGGCAGAAUGACUGUGCCUUCGAUGGGGUUGAGCAGCGGGAGAAAUGAUCCAGCCAUCGAUUCAGUGGAAGGUGGCAUGCCUCUUAGGAUUCUUAGAGUCUACUAUACCAAAAUGUACAUGGAGCUGGUGGCUAUGUGCCAAAAGCCAGAUGGGGAGCUCCUCCAGGAAUUAGGAGACACUUUGGCAAGGAUGAAGAGAAAUCAGCCAAACCUACCUCCAUGUGGGCAGCCACAACUCAGGGCACAACCCAUAAUGGGGCUGGCGGACAGGCUCAACAGCUUCCUAGUCAAUGUGACAUUCAGCAGGGUAAUAACCAAUCACGAUACGAGGCUAUUUGAAGACACGAGAAGUUUGAGGUAUGACCGUGACCAUCUGUAUGCAUCCUUGAUUCCUGGAACAUCUGACCACUUUGCAUCAUGGGGAGAACCCUGCUUUAGCAGUGGCAAACAUUACUGGGAAUUAGAGGUGAACGACUCUUGGGACUGGGCUGUGGGUGUCUGUGAGGGCUUCCGUGACAAUUCCUGGAUGAGGAACAUUGGCCCACUGGAAGAACUGAGUGGCACAUUCCUCCUGAUGUGUGUAAAGGAGGAUGAUGGCUACAGGCUCUGGGCCACCUGGCCUCUGUCUCCUGUGUUCACCGAGAAAUGUCAGGGCAAGGUUGGGGUGUUCCUUGAUUUUGACACUGGAAGUUUGAGUUUUGUGGAUGUGGCAAAGCAUUGGAUCAUUUGGAGGUACCACAAUGGCUGCUUGAAAUCUCCUGUCAGGCCUUUCAUGUGCUCUGGCCACAGAUGAGGGCUAAG